Messenger RNA from [Torrubiella] hemipterigena, 2192 nucleotides. NCBI's taxonomy places the organism in Eukaryota, Fungi, Ascomycota, Sordariomycetes, Hypocreales, Clavicipitaceae. The record is from the annotation of a GenBank genome assembly.
CACAAAGCUGCAUUAUGUAAUCGGACUCAUCGGACUCCGUGUCUGCUCCAGUCCGCCGCCUCUCUAGUGCUUCCAUUUACACAGGCCCGCCACCAGCUGAUAUAUAUAUAUACAAAAACCCCUUCUCACCAUGGAAACACAAUUACCACCAUUCAUUUAUCUAAACAAAACUGCUUCUACGCAUAAUGGCGUCAGAGACACCGGUUGAACAAGCCCGCAGCGGUGACUACACCGAAACAUCGCCCUUGCUGCCACCCAGCAAUGUACCAGAUGGCCGGGUACCGCCUAGAAUUGCCCGUCGACUUUACUUAUCGCAUUUCAUGUCAACAUGGAACUCACGAGUUUUCGAGUUUGGUGCCGUCUUAUAUCUGGCAACCAUCUUCCCUGGCACCUUGCUGCCAAUGUCUCUCUAUGCACUCACCCGCGGCCUCUCUGCGAUCUUCUUUGCAUCGGCUGUCGGACACUAUAUUGACGUUGGGAAUCGCUUAAAUGUGGUCCGUGUGUCUAUAGUCUUCCAGCGGCUUGCUGUUGCGGCAUCUUGCGGUGUCUUUUAUGCACUCUCUCUUGGACUUUCUAUUCCCGGCGGCAAGAUUGGGAUGCUAAUCCUAAUUACCAUUUUGGCCUGCGUGGAAAAGUUGUGCUCCAUCAUGAACUUGGUGUCUGUGGAAAAGGACUGGGUCGUGGUCGUAGCCGCAGGUAAUUCCGACGCUCUGCGAACCCUCAACGCCCAAAUGCGUCGUAUCGAUUUGAUUUGCAAGCUUAUUGGUCCGCUGUUUAUUGCCCUCGUUGACGGCAUCUCGACGCAGCAUGCCAUUCUUCUCAACUUUGGCAUGAAUGCCGUUUCUAUUGCCAUCGAAUACUUUGCUAUUGCUCGCGUGUACUAUGAAGUUCCGGAGCUUCAAGAGGUCAAGCAACUGGCGCUCCCCCAACAUGAACCGGUACAGUCCAACGACAAUGAGCUAGGUCCAAAGCGCAGCCAAGUUUGGGGCCAUGUACCUGUUGUAGUCUCCAAAACGAUUACCGACUUUGGUACUUUUUUCCGCCACCGUGCAUUUCUGCCCUCUUUUGCUGGCUCUUUACUCUACCUUACGGUUCUCAGCUUUGCUGGCCAAAUGGUUACAUAUUUGCUGUCGGCGGGCUAUUCCUCCACGCAGAUUGGCGCAGCGAGAACCGCCAGCGUAAUGUUUGAGGUUCUCGCCACAUGGGUAGGGCCGUGGUUAAUUGGUGUUAUUGGACCUGUUAGGGCGGGUCUCUGGUUGAGCAGUUGGCAGCUUACGAUGCUGGUCGCUGGUACAGCUGUAUUUUUGGUUUACGAAAAGAAUCCUGUGCUGUCUGCCACUGGACUAGUCGGUGGAACUAUCCUGAGUCGCCUAGGACUGCGUGGAUUUGACCUAUGUGUACAGCUUAUUAUUCAAGAGGAAGUCGAGGCCGAUAGCCGAGGCGCGUUCUCGUCGAUCGAGGCCGCUUGGCAAAGCCUCUUUGACAUGCUUUCAUAUGCAUCAACCAUUGUGUUUUUCCGGCCCGAGCAGUUCAAAUGGCCAUCGCUCAUCUCUGUAGGCGCUGUAGCCUCGGCAAGCGCAGCAUAUGCACUCUAUGUACACCAGCGCCGUGGCCAUUUGCUGCACUUGCAAGCCUUCAAAGAAAUGUUGAGCAGCAAGAAGAACUAGCGGGACUGUGUAAGGUCGGUCCUCCAGAGGACAAAAAUGUGGAUGCAGCCGCACAACCACCCAGCCAAACGAAUAAUAGUACACAUCAUAGUCUCAAGUAAUGUUGCAACAACCUGCUCCCCAAAUUAUGUCGUUAUAUAUCGAAUUGGCUCACUCUAUGCUACAUACGACCAUAGAUACAGGAAAAUUCGGGAUCCCGUCCGCUCUCCCAUAGACAAGCCUGUAAUCGGCAGAUUAGUAGUUGGGUCGGUGACGACCAGCGAACACCGGCUGUUGUAUGUUUUUGAUCUAUUUGUUUUUUUUUGGCGGUGUGAGAGGCCGUUGAUGGAGAUAUAUAACUCAGCGCCAACAGGAUUAGCUCUCCGCAUUGUAUAAAUACGGAACAGCAAGUUGGAAAACAUCAAUCUACCCCAGUGAAUAAUUAAAAACCAGACGAAAGGUUUCCGUAAGCUUACUGAAGUGGGCUAAGCGUCGUCCAGCAAUAGAGGACUAGGCCGGCCUUCCUAUUUAGGCAAGACAACAGUC